Molecule: messenger RNA, 2276 nt
Organism: Paramacrobiotus metropolitanus
Lineage: Eukaryota; Metazoa; Tardigrada; Eutardigrada; Parachela; Macrobiotidae
Exons: 4
Coding region: 349-1989 (546 amino acids)
Molecular function (GO): protein binding
Source: RefSeq, a predicted model, not a curated record
UUUGCGAGUACAGUCAGUACUAACCACGACACAUGAAAAUGAGCGCAUUGUUAAUUGGAGAAUCGUUUGUUUUCUUCGCUGCCAGUUAACGAUGACUGAAUGUUACCGCUCUUGAUGUUGGACCGGUAUCACCGCUCUUGAUGUUGGACCGGUUACUUGUAUCAGUGGCUUUAUGAUGCAAAUCCUGCAUCGAUACACCAGAAAACCGGGAGUCUGGGUGCCACAAAGUUUCUAUCGGACCGAGCGAUGCGAUAACUACAAUGGAAAAAGUUCAGUGCAGUGAGCGCUCUAAGCAUUUUCUCGAAUCAGGAAAGUUAUGCACAAAUCUUGUUUACUGCAAACGGCAUUAUGUCGUCGACCAUGUAUACGGUACGCCGUCACAAUCAUGAAUUUCCGGUUGUAUGCACUCAAGGAAGCAGUGAUCAAAUGUCGCGCUGCGGAAUAGUGACCGGGAUACGUCGAAUUGUCCAAUCGCUGGGCUUUCUCGUCGACUUCGGGUUUCCGCAUAAACCGAUGAAGACCUGGAUUUCCUUGAACGAAAUCGACGUUAUUUGUUGCUACGAUAAUCAGCCGCCGGGCUAUAAUUACAAUAAUCUUCUUAACGAUCGUCGUAAUGAAGGGUUGCCCGUGCAAGUUUUCACUCGUUUAACACCCAGUGGACCGCCGAAUUGGCGUCUCGGAAAGCUUCGGUUAACUGGCUUCGGAGUGUGUAUCGACAGUUGCGGCUUUGCCACGGUUUCAUUGGAUGCCACCUUAGUCCUUUUGGCUCUACCCGGGAACUGCAUCCGCCUUCCUUGCAUUACUUAUGCCACAUACCAAGAAAAGCUUAAUUUAUAUGAAGAAAUACGUUCUACAAAAUGGAGUAUGAAAGAUGUCUGGGAUGAAUAUCUUCUAUCAAAAAACCAACUGUCGUUGUCAACACUCAAAAGCCGUCCCGCCCAGUGGAGAAAACUCCGUUUUGCUAGACGGAAGUCGCACACAGAAAAAACGACAAGAUGGUACUAUUCCCCCGCUGCCAGGUUAAAAGGCAUCCAGUUUCUGCCAAAUGAAAUUAUGACGGAAGUGCUCGGCUGUCUGGAUACACCCCGGCAAAGCGUUCUGCGUCGUGUGUGCAGCAGUUGGAAUGUCCUUCUCACAUCGUUGCCGGCUGUUACACGCUUACUGUGUUUCCGCGAAUCCUGUCGUUACGCGGACGUAGCCUGUCUGCUGGCUUGUUGGAGGCCGAUGAUAGUGUUCGCUCAUUUCAGAAUUAGCGGUUUUCAGGACGGUCGGCGAACCAUCGUAGAUGGACGGUUUCUGCAACAAGUCGUGAUCGCCGGCAGUUACGUCCGUCCAGCUACCAUACUGCUGGCUAAUGUCUGCUGGAAACUUUACGAAUGCUCAUACUACCAAGAGGUCAGGUUACAUCCCAGAGGGUUGAUGCUGGCAUUCUUCACGGAGUUAUCCGCUAUUGCAGCGGUGUGUGAGACUUUGGUUAUCAAGGACUGCAGCGUCAUUGACGAAUAUGAUAUUGACAAUAUUUCCACACCCUGCGCUCCCGGAUAUGUCAAGUGGACGUGGACAUGCCAGCUGAGGAUAUAUGCGGCGCGAAUCAAGAGCGUGUGUGACUACGAAACGUGGUGGAAUUGGUUAGAUCAUUGUUGUCCGACGCUGACGCUCAGCGAGCUCCAGUCUUUAUCCAGUUAUAUUACCUGCUGGCAGCUGAUGGACACACGAUCGGACCCAGUUAAUUUCCGUCGAAAAAGCCAGCUUAUUUACACAGUGCUCUACGAAUUUCAAAGGAUGGAUCCUCGUGCUAGCAAUCCGUAUGGCCAGCUGUCUCGGGAACAGUGGAAAACAACUAAUCUAAACUUUGCAAAACUUAACAAGCUUACAUUGCACACCUUACGCACAGUGCAACUACUCCCGCAAACUAACCCUUGCGUCAAUUUAAUUAUAAAUAUUAACUUAAACUUAAUGAAAAUGAUUUCUGAUGAAAUCCAACUAUAACGGUAGCGUGUCCUACUUUCUUGCUGGACAAUGGCCAUCGGAUUCCUGCCUGCUCGAUGUGGACAAUAGCUGCCUCACUCUUCCUCGAAAGGAGAUGGACAGCCGUAAAUAACAUCCUGAUUGCUUCGUGUCCUAGUUUUUUUAAUAGUAGGUUGCUAUAUAAAGCCAUUUGGCCAGACUUCCACUAAUCACGUUUGCUUUCAUAACUUUUUAUUUUGCUGCUGUUGUUGGCUUAAAGCCGCACUGUUUUGUUGUAUGUCGGUCAGAGCUACUGUCUUGGUCUUCGC